AUGGUGGAAAUCUCAUGUGUACUGGCAGCAGUAUUUUUAAUGACUGGAAACAUUCUAAAGAUUGUGUAUUACGCCAAUGUAUUUCGUGACAAUCAUGGAACCUUUGAUUGGGAAACCUACACGACUUUGGACCCAGGGUUUAUUUCCGCACAAUGGGAGACUCGAAUCUCAAGGCAUAAUUUGUUUCUAGCGUCUGGAUUCAUGAACACAAUCGGAUGGUUGUUUUUGGCGUAUCCAAUUCUGCAAAUGGCUUGGAUUCUGUCCAAAGGAGGCAGUCGAGCGCUGGUGUUGAACGUUGUGAUUGGUCUUUUGUGUCUCGCGGGAGCUAUCACGGAGUUGAUUUCCAACUUUGUUUGGCUUGGGAUGUCGUACAUGUCCGAAUACAUGGUUUAUCUUUAUGGCAUUAAUCCAAAUGAGGGCGACUGGCUGGACCGACCAGACAUGCCCGACGAUGACGGUUAUGGUUGGAGAGUCUUGGAAAUGGUUCACAUUGUGUGCCGUGGUUUCAUUAUUUACGUAGAUUCUUUUGAAUGGAUUGCAUUGGCGGGUGUUUUCAUCUUUACGUUUGCCAGUGUAAGAGGCUGGUUGCAAGAAGAUCAAACCAGUUUUGGAUCCAGAUGGAAUACUCUGGGUCUCUUUAUUGGAUUUGUCUGCAUUCUCGAGUUUGUGGCUGAAAUCCUUCGAUUUGAAGAGAAUAUGAGAUUUAGCUCGAGAAUCUUUGGGAUUGUCUCCAUCAUUUAUGCCGUCCUAAACCGCAUCAUCUUUAUUCCCGCUUGGAUUUUGAGUUUGGGCGUCAUGAUUCCAAGGGCCACCAUGAAGAUGGCCUUUGAGAAUCCAGCACACCGACAAAACGGUGGUGGUGGCGGUGGUGGCGGUGGUGAAUUGCAAAUGACGGAAAUUCGACCAGAAUCUGCAGCGCACGAUGGCAAUGAUUUUACCAUUGACGAUGUCGAGGAGGAAGAGGAUCAUCCACCAACAACAAAAGAUCAGGGACCCGCACGAUCCCCACCACCUGCAGCCUUUACUACUACCACUACCGAGUAA
Cylindrotheca closterium is the source of this 1044-nucleotide messenger RNA. NCBI's taxonomy places the organism in Eukaryota, Bacillariophyta, Bacillariophyceae, Bacillariales, Bacillariaceae. The record is from the annotation of a GenBank genome assembly.